CCUAGCCCUAGGCCAGGGGCCUAGAUCUACUGAGAAUCUUUCGUUCCUGGACUGUGCCGGCAGUAGAUCUACAUUGCAGUAGGUCUACUGCACUGCAGUGUGAACGCGCACAUGAUGACUGUGUCGAUGUUCAGCUGCUUGGUUUGUAUCAGACUGUGUGCGGAUAACAACAUCGCUUUACGCAAAACUUUGCAGUGGAUCCCGUGCUAAAGCCGAGGUGAGACAGGGAGAUUCGAAAAUACAGCAAGUGAGAUCAGUUCCACCUAUUUCUGCCACUGUGCCAGGGUUUAUCGAUACUCUCUUGCUCUGCGGUCUUCGCUCUCUGGCAGGGAGUUGUGUGUCGUGAGCGAUCUACACUAAGUUUAGUGUUUGUGCACGCUAAUCACGGAUAGCAUGCAUCGGGGUAUGUCCGGAUAGCGCCGUCGUCUGCUCCGCAUAGCGAAGCGCUGGUGUGCGCGGAAAUACACCAUCUCGAAGGAACUGCCGUCCUCGACAGUCAGUAGCGCACACCUUCCAUAGGCCCUGCCCGAAAUCACUAUGGCCGCUAGAAAACCAUCGACAUCAACUAGGGGCUCAAGGCCUGCAGAAGCCGGGGGGGCGCACAGGUCAGCAGGGUCCGGAAUUCCACAUCUUCCACACAUCCAACACACGGCACGUACCACUGUUGACCGCUCUGGUGGCGGUGAUCCAAGUGAAACGAAGCAAAGACCGUUGGGACCAAAGACCCACACUGGUGAGCACCGCGGUGAGAAACGAGCACGCUAUUCGGGUGAUAUGAAAGACGGGCAGCGAGAUGGAUCAGGCGAACAAAUCUACAACAAAGUAGGCGAUCAUUUUUACAGGGGGACGUGGAAAAGUAACGUUUACCAUGGUGUGGGUGAACUAUGCGGUCCAGACGGAUAUAGGUAUUACGGAAAGUGGAGAAAGGGAAGCCGGCAUGGACCGGGUCUAGAAAAGAGAGGGAAUACGGUUUAUGAUGGCGAAUGGAGGAAUGAUACACCUAUGGGGUCUGGAAGUCUCGUUUGGAAUGGGUUGAAAUUCGAGGGACGAUUUGUGAAUGGUGUGAUGCAUGGCCGCGGACGCGCUACGGUGCAUGAGCGGCAGACAAGUGUUGUGUUUGAGGGGAAUUUCACCAACGGUGACUUGUCGGCUGAGAUGCCGGUCUCGAUGGAUGUAGUUUUGGCAAAGGAUCUCAAGCACCUCAACAUCACCAGCAUAAAGACGGAUGAGUCGUUCACAGUGGUGGUUCUGCUCAAGGACCGCUAUGGCCGUCUAGCUGCAUCUGAGAGCGGACGGAAGCUUUCUAUCAAGGCGUCGUGGAUGAAUGCAUCAGAAGCACCGAAGGAGUACUUCCUCACCGACUUCAAGUCAAAAUUGCGUCCGUUUGAAGACUGCAUCCCGUAUAUGAGGCAGAAGCUUUAUGAUGAUCGUGGAAAGGGUAAAUACAUUGAUGGUCUUGGCAUGCCAGUACCACCGGACUUCUCCUGUGACAGGACAAGAAAACUGGUGGAGGGCCUUGCCAACGAGUCGACGGCUCCGGAAAAUGAAGAUAAUAGUUCGUCAUGGCGCUUCACGGGACUGACAAAAAUACACCCAGAUGUUGAUGACAGGGGUGCCCGUGAAACCAGCUAUGCCGUCAGGGAUGGCAUAUGGGAUGCGUACAUGCGGUCCGAGAUCAACAGGCGACGGCUGCCAGAGGAUCGUGGCAGAUCGUUUGCGCAGUCCCGGUACGGCGGGGAGGAGAUGACAGCGCAUCUACCAGGCAUGGCCCUGGAUGCUGCAGGCAUAGGCAAACAAGUAGACCCGACAGAGGUGGUCUAUCAUGAGCCUGAAACAGAAUGGUCAGCGAGCCCGUGCAAGCUGGUCCAAGUGGACAAGGCAGACGUGCAGUUUGUCAGAACGCAGGAGGUUUUUCACCCGAACGAAACCGGUCCCCAGUUCUGCAACGACGACGACGGCGGCGAUGUUCUCAAGACAAUCUCCAAACGGCAGCUGAGAGAACAGACGUUCGACCUUGCCACCAAGCCAUUGGCACAGGUGGAGCAGGAGAAGCAGACGGAAAGGGAGUGCGAGCGGCAAGAACAAGAGGAACAGCGGGAACGAGAGCGACGCCAGCAGUCGCUGCAAGAGCAGCAACAGAGCGAGGGAGAUGGCUCCCCAAACGAGACUGAUAUGGGUGGAGAAGAAGCGGACCAGAAGGGCGGCAGUGAUGAAGACAGUGCUGUAAAAACAGGUGCAGCAGCCUCUGAGCACACGAGGGAAGAGGAUUUGCCUUUGUCCCCAUUGGCUUUACCUCCGUUCUUGUAUGGUGUCAAUUUUCCUGACCGAAAGCUCUUGGUCGAAGCUGAACUGAAGGCUAACACAGACUUAAUUAAACUGAUCCGGGACAUAGCAAGCCGCCCAGGCGUAGCCGACGUAGGCACGAGUGAAGGUGCAGCGGUAUUCACACGGCUGUUUGUUGCACCUAGACCCAUGGAUCUGUCGCACGAUGCACUCGCCCUCACCAUGCAGGAAAGGGCGGCACAGGCAUUCGAGGCGACCUGUGACAUGUACGUAAUGGGAAAGCUGCCAGAGCAACAUCAGGGCUACUUACUGCGAGGCAACUCGCCUGACGAGUGGUGCGCCCCGAGUAUAGCAGACUGGAAGCUUGCACUGCCACGGCUCCCACCAGACGCUCAAGCAAAGGUCAUACGGUACUUGCGAGGAAGAGCUGCUCAGGGUUAUGAACGUCUUGCAGUGCCUGUAGGUGAUGGAAUAGUUGGAGAGCAGUUACCGCAUGAUACGGAUGAGGAUGUGCAGCAAGUAUUGCCGCGAGGACCUGUCGUGCCAUGGAUUUCUCGAUCUGGCAACAUGCAGUUGUUACAUAAAGACCAGCUUCUGUGUCGCCCUGGUGUGCUGAAAAUCACAGUGUCCGAUGCCACGGACCCAGAAGACCUACCAUACGGCCAUAAAGCAGAACUUUUGCCAAGCGUGACGAAAUAUCUGAAAGUGGAUACUGCUCAAGAAGGCCUGGAGCUUCAGCGGAGCAAAGGCGUAAUAAUUGACAGCGAUGAGGAAAUUCUUUUGACCAUGGAGAACAGUGGUUCAGCCUCUGGACCCGACAUUGAGGCAAACUUGGCCCUCGCAACUCAGAGGAGGCUCGAGCGUGUGAAGAAGACACGUCGGCUUGUCGUGAGGCCAGAACUGCAGUGGCUUACUGAACCCAUGAAGUGGGAGUACAAACCCCAGGCAAGAGAGAGUAUGUAAUGUGCUUGGUCAAUGUGCGUGUGCGUGUGUGUGUGUGUGGGGGUGUGCGUGCGUGUGUAUAUCCCAGAGUUUGGGGAUCUCAGGGGGUGUCGGCAGUUGGGCGGUUCAAUAGCCAAUUGAGUCAUCUUCCCAAGAUUCCUUUUGAGUCUCUCUCUCCCCUCUCCUAGGGAGACCCACGUGACCAGUUUUGGCAGUGAGCAAGUACAAGUAUGUGUGCAUGUGUGUGUGCUGGCAUUUGUGAUGGUCUGCUUGGUCUACCAUACACAUGUAAGAUGUUUGCCCCUACAAGAAUUUAAAGUACUUAUUGAGCCAAAGUGCAUGUACAUGUAGAUGUGCUGGCCCAAACUACCACCAGUCAAUGAUUUGUAAACUCAGAUGUUAUGGAGCAGAGGUAGAGACGAUAUGCUUGUGCUAGCUGUAUACAAUUAAAUGUACUUCAGUACGAUGUAGUGCUUGAUGCACAGCACCAAGUUGACAUGUGUUUUCGCACCUUACCUAGGGCUGCUGACGGAUAUUACAUUGUUUUAAAAAGCAUGAUUGUGUUUUCAGUAGCACACUGAUAGAGCCACUAACGUUACACUGAAUCAUGAUGCAUAUUCAAUUAUUCAUUCUAGUAACCGCAGCAUAAUACUUCCCUGUACCAUCAACAUGAUUUUUCAUGAUCAGGCUAUCACCGCUA
Sycon ciliatum is the source of this 3925-nucleotide messenger RNA. RefSeq lists its product as uncharacterized. The transcript is spliced from 10 exons. Lineage: Eukaryota; Metazoa; Porifera; Calcarea; Leucosolenida; Sycettidae. Bases 538 to 3246 code for a protein of 902 amino acids. The record is from RefSeq and is a predicted model, not a curated record.